UUUUACACAGUGAAGAACUCAACUGCUACUCAGUUAUGGCUAACUUUGUUUCGAGAUAUGUCGAAAUAUUAAUAGAGGAAUAAUAGUCAAAUAAUAAUCAACCUGUAAGGAUGGAAGUAUUACUAGAAGCAUAUGUAGUGACACUUUACAAAGAUUUAACACUCAGUUUACAGUUCAGCGCUUUGAUUGCUAACCGGGCCGUUCGGUGGUGUAAUGCUCCCUUUGGUAGUAUUCUCCACUGAUGCUCUCUCUGACCUUUCAUCAGUUUAAAUGAAUAAAUACCAUGGUAGUGGAGGUAGAGAGCUUCUUUGGGGUCUACAUGCUCUACUGUAUUAAUCCUAAAUUCAAAGGGCGUAUCUACAUCGGUUUUACCGUGAAUCCAGAGCGGAGGAUUGGACAACACAACGCCGGGAGGCACCGAGGAGGAGCGAAGAGGACGAGCGGUAGAGGACCAUGGGAGAUGGUCCUUAUUAUACACGGAUUUCCGUCGGAAAUUGCUGCCCUGAGGUUUGAAUGGGCGUGGCAGCACCCUCACUCCUCCCGCCGUCUCUCCCAUGUCUCCCGCCGCUCCAAAAAAGAGUCCAGCUUGCAGUUCCACUGGCGUGUUGUCUCCAACAUGCUACGGGUGGCGCCGUGGAGCAGGCUGCCGCUGACGGCCCGCUGGCUCAAACAGGAGUACAGGAUGGAGUUUGAGCCGAGCCUGCAGCCGCCCCUACACAUCCCCAUCGCUUUUGGGAGCGUGAGAGCAAAGAAGAAGCAGGAGCUGCCUACAGGAGACGAGGAGGAGACGACCCGGUGUUUCCUCUGUAGAGGAUUGGUAAAGGUGUCGGAGAAGCUGACCUGUUUCCACCCAUCCUGUUCCAUGAGCAGUCAUCUGAUCUGUCUUGCUAAACUCUUCCUGAAGUCUGAGCCAUCUCACCUCCUGCCGGUGGAGGGCGAGUGUCCAUCAUGUUGUCGCUCUGUCCUGUGGGGGAGUCUUAUCAGACACAAACACGGCUGCUUCGGAGACCUGGAGGAGAUCGGGGUGUCGGACUCCCAGAGUCACUGGGCUGAUGAGCUGCAGAUUUGAGGAAGUGGAUUCAGCAAAACUGAACUUCUGUUUCCUUCCUGAUGAACUGUGUAGCUACAGGACACUGUUUCAGAGAGCUGGAGCAUGCUUUUCAUACUGAACAUGGAAAUGGAGCUUGCAUACAGGCUCAAAAAUCACUCUAGGAUCUUUCUAUAGACUUUUUAAAUAAAUUCUGAUCAUGAAAUUGUUUGAAUUAUUAAAUAUAUGUAGUAAAGAAACAUUUUAAUGCAUUUUUUACAAA
This is a messenger RNA of Cheilinus undulatus (humphead wrasse), 1310 nucleotides long. RefSeq names its product SLX1 homolog B, structure-specific endonuclease subunit (gene slx1b). Gene Ontology annotation, cellular component: Slx1-Slx4 complex. Gene Ontology annotation, molecular function: 5'-flap endonuclease activity; crossover junction DNA endonuclease activity. The transcript has 5 exons. The coding region runs from base 284 to 1069 and encodes 261 amino acids. Lineage: Eukaryota; Metazoa; Chordata; Actinopteri; Labriformes; Labridae. The record is from RefSeq and is a predicted model, not a curated record. Gene Ontology annotation, biological process: double-strand break repair via homologous recombination.